Molecule: messenger RNA, 1637 nt
Organism: Nylanderia fulva
Lineage: Eukaryota; Metazoa; Arthropoda; Insecta; Hymenoptera; Formicidae
Product: abscission/NoCut checkpoint regulator
Biological process (GO): abscission; mitotic cytokinesis checkpoint signaling
Cellular component (GO): cleavage furrow; centrosome; midbody
Molecular function (GO): phosphatidylinositol-3-phosphate binding
Source: RefSeq, a predicted model, not a curated record
GAUGAUGUCACGCGCAUGCGGAGAGCGUCUGUGACGCGACGUGUUGUUAAAUUAUUGUUUUUCUCGUGUUGUUAAAUAUUUUACGUCAUCAUGAGAUACCUAAUGCGGAGAAUGAUAAAAAUUUAACGUGGAUUUCUCGAUGGUUUAUUCUUAAUAUAUUAUUUUUUUAUCAGGACGAGGAGAUGUGAUCAGGCUGAAGGAAUGUCCUGCACCACCUGUCAAACGAAAUUUUCGUUUUUUACGAAAGACAUCGGCUGCCCAAGCUGCGGCUUCUCUUCCUGCGCUAGAUGUCUCAAGUUCAAAUGCGAUCUUCCCAAUAUAGGAACGAAGAAGGUUUGCGGACGCUGUUACCACAAAUUGAACAAGAUGAAGAGAUCAGGUUCAGAAGAUGUUGAAAACGAAGCUCCGAUGCCUAAUGCGAGUUCAGAACCACUUGCACCAAUUGAUAUUACUAUGAAAUUGGAUUCAUUGGAAAAUCCAAUAAAACCUCCAAUAGUAAUAUAUAAGCAUACAGAUCAUUGGGAUGCACUUAAACAGGGACUAGAACCAGUGGACCAACAAAUUGUAGAAAGAUUACGAAAUUUGAAGGAAGAGCGUAACACUUUAGUGCCUACUUUUGAUGAGAUAACGCAAAGACUGGCGCUGUUGAAAGAUCAAGAUCCACAGGCCAGUGGAAGUUAUGCCGUAAAUAUACAUCAAGUGGAUACUAGAACAGAUCAAGAGAAGACGGAUGAUUUAAUUAAAGAAUAUAUGGCUGAAAUAAAGUUGCCUUCGUCCAGUGAACUUUAUAAGGAAAUUCACACAUCAUUAAAGGCCUCGCAGUAUGAUGAAUUGGUUAACAGAUAUUCAGCAAUGGAAAUAGAGACACCUCCAAACAUGGAAGAUGAGGAUGAAAAUGAGGACGAGGAUAAAGAUGAAGACGAAGACGAAGACGAAGACGAAGAUAAAGAUGAAGACGAGGCUGAAUUUAACAAUGAAUGUUUAAUAUGUUUGCAAACUGCAGAAGAAUUGGAACUAUAUAGAUGCACAGGAUGUAAAGGCGACCUUUGUUCUACAUGCUUUGAAAGUUUCCAUGAUAGUUUCGAACUGGGAAAGCAUAAAGCAAUUCCUUUUGUCAAACAAGAUAAAAAGGAUGAAUUGUCUCCUGCAAAAAUGAACCUUAUACAAAAAUUAUUAACAUCAGAUUCUUCGAAGAAUACCUAAUAAUAACAGUAUUAUAUAAAAACAUAAAGCAUUUGCGGAUGCUUAUGCGAAUUAUGUUAUUGAUUGAGCUACAAUCCAAAAUUUGCACACAUUAAAUUGUAAUCUAUAAAAUUUGUGAUAAACGUGCAGAACAAUUGAUUAACAAAUGUUUUGUUUAAUGCGAAUACUUUAUAAAAGCUGAAAGUAAUCGAUGAAAAUAUGCUGUCGCUUUUGGCUGUGUUGUUCUGAAGUUAAGAUACAUGUAAUUCUUAUUUUACUAACUUAUAUAUUAGUAACUAUUAAUUUUCUGUUUUAUGUUAUUAUAGAUAGAUAUAAAAUAAUACAUGCAUAGAUACAUACGAAUAAAGAUAGGCAUAUUAGUAAUAUAAACACUCGCCAUAGAGAAGCGUCACUCUUUAUAUAUUUCUGCUAAAUAAAUUUAUUUUGGUUAGUGA